This is a messenger RNA of Lobosporangium transversale, 2471 nucleotides long. Its product is annotated as carbamoyl-phosphate synthase L chain, ATP binding domain-domain-containing protein. Gene Ontology annotation, molecular function: metal ion binding; ATP binding; propionyl-CoA carboxylase activity. The transcript has 6 exons. The record is from RefSeq and is a predicted model, not a curated record. NCBI's taxonomy places the organism in Eukaryota, Fungi, Mortierellomycota, Mortierellomycetes, Mortierellales, Mortierellaceae. Gene Ontology annotation, cellular component: mitochondrion. The coding region runs from base 155 to 2404 and encodes 749 amino acids.
UUUUAUUUUUUUUUUGUAUUCCACUCUUUCUUAUUCUGUCUUUCUCUCCUCUCUUCCCUUGCUCUCUGAUUCAUUCUGACGCGCUGUCGCUCCUUCAUUUCAUCGCGUUCAUCUUUAGACGACUGCAUCGCUCCAUCCUCAUCUCAUUAAUAUAAUGUCCCUCUCGCUCGCCGCGGCCAUUCCGCGUUCCACUGGUCGAUGGGUCUGCUCACUCACUGCCACCCGUCAGCGCCUCUUUCACUCUGGCAUCCCUCGUGCUGCCUCAGCAGCACCAUCACAACAGCUACAAGCUUCAAAUGACUACUCGCAAUAUGGAAAGACAUUCGACAAGAUUCUGAUCGCCAACAGAGGAGAGAUUGCAUGCCGUGUCAUUAGGACUGCAAAGAAGAUGGGCAUCAAGACUGUUGCCAUUCAUUCCGAUGCUGAUGUCAACAGCUUGCAUGUUCAGCUUGCAGACGAGGCUGUCAACGUGGGGCCCGCGCCUACCUCGCAGAGUUAUCUUAAUAUCCCAAACAUUAUUAAGGCCAUCAAGGACACUGGCGCCCAGGCCGUACACCCUGGCUACGGUUUCCUGUCUGAGAACGCAGCCUUUGUCAAGGCCUUGGAUGAGGCUGGUGUCACCUUCAUUGGACCUUCACAAGAGGCAAUGGCGGCAAUGGGAGAUAAGAUUCAGAGUAAGAUCAUUGCCAAAGAGUCCAAGGUUAACAUCAUUCCUGGUUUCAAUGGCGUUGUUCGUGAUGUUGACCAUGCCCUCGAGAUCUCCAGAGAGAUUGGUUACCCUGUCAUGCUCAAGGCCUCUGCUGGAGGCGGAGGAAAAGGAAUGCGUAUUGCCUGGAAUGAUGACGAAGUUAGAGAUGGCUACAAAAUUGCCAAGACCGAGUCUUUGGCUUCUUUCGGUGAUGAUCGUCUAUUGAUCGAAAAGUUCAUCGAUAAUCCUCGCCAUAUCGAGAUCCAAAUCAUUUCAGACAAGCAUGGCAACACUCUCUAUUUGCCUGAGCGCGAGUGUUCUAUUCAGCGAAGAAAUCAAAAAGUAAUUGAGGAAGCUCCCUCAACUCACAUUGACGAAAAGACUCGUAAGGCCAUGGGUGAACAAGCUGUGAUGCUUGCCAAGCAUGUCAAAUACUCCUCUGCUGGAACGGUUGAGUUUUUGGUCGACUCUGCUCGCAACUUCUACUUCUUGGAGAUGAAUACCCGUCUUCAAGUCGAGCACCCAAUUACAGAAUAUAUCACUGGUAUGGAUCUAGUUGAGCAAAUGAUCCGUGUUGCUGCCAACCAGAAGUUGAUCGCUAAGCAGGAGGAUAUUAAGAUCAAUGGAUGGGCCAUUGAAUCUCGUGUCUACGCCGAAGAUCCUGAAAAAUACUUGCCUUCCAUCGGUCGUCUGUCCAAAUAUAUCGAACCUACUUCAACUAAGGGCCAGAAUGAAGUGCGUUGUGACUCUGGUAUUGUCGAAGGGUCCGAGAUCAGCAUUUACUAUGACCCUAUGAUUUGUAAGCUCUGUACCCAUGGUGCUACCCGCGAAGAAGCCAUUGAGAAUAUGAAGCGUGCGCUUGAUUCGUAUGUGAUCAAGGGCGUCACCCACAACAUCCCUUUGCUUCGUGAGGUUGUCUCCCAUGACCGUUUCGCUUCCGGCAAGUACUCGACAAAGUUUUUGGCUGAGGAAUAUCCUACUGGUUUUAAGGGCCAUGUACCCAACCCCACUUCCCUUGCCCAGCUUGUUUCCUUGGCCGGUUUGAUGCAUGCCAAACGCGAACUUCGUAACUGGGCAUGGGGUCAUGGACGCGAAGCUCUCUUGAAAGGAGAUCUUCAAGGAAUAGCGCCUCACAGCUGGGAGCUUUUCAUUGGAGUUCAAGGUGUGGAUGAGAAGAUGCCUGUUAAGAUUGAGAAGCUCGGAAAGGGCGCCAAUGGCGAGGAUGAGUUUGAAAUCCACACCCCUGGCAUGGCUCCAUUCAAAACCUCAGCUCGCUGGCCAUUGGAAUCUCCCUUGAUUACUAACAAGUUUGAUAAUGGUGAGGAAGUCACUGUCCAGUAUUUGGACGCACUUCCCCUUGGUUUCCGUGUUCAACACUUGGGAACAAAGUUUGACAUCACGAUCAAUACCCCUGCACAACAUGCACUUUCGAAAUACAUGCCCAUUAAGGAGAAGGCCUCAACCACCAACAUGAUUCUCUCGCCCAUGCCUGGGUCAGUUGUUUCUGUUGAUGUCAAGGUUGGUGAUGUGGUUGCUGAAGGCACAGCUGUUGCAACCAUUGAGGCCAUGAAGAUGGCUAACGUACUGCGUUCAGUGCGUGCUGGUAAAGUCAAGAGCGUCCUGGUCAAACCUGGCGACUCUGUUGCGGGUGAAGAGCUUUUGAUUGAAUUUGAGGAUGAGUCUAAGGAGGCUGGCAAAACCGAGGAAAAGAAAUAGACGACCAGCUCAGCUUUUUAGUUUUUUUUUUACAAUUAUCGAAUAAAAAUGUAUUGGUCUGAUUGAU